UCAUUCUUCUAUUAUCAGUAUACAAAUAUGUAGGUUAAUAAAAAUUUAUCAAAAAUGCCUACUCAAACAUUACUGAAAAAGGUUUCGGGAAAACCGGUUCCUGUACUAAAGUCGAGAGUUUCAACACGACAAUUCAGAUUAUCCAAAGAUGGAGCUGAAGAAACAUCUUCUUCAGAUUUACAACAAUGGCUUAAAAGAAAACAAUCCGUUUGGCAAGCUGAUACUCAAAAUCCAUUCCACGAUAAAGAUCAAUCGGAAGAAAUCAAUCAAAUUCUUGUGGCUGAAAAUCCUCAAUUACCGGAUAAUUUGGUAGAAUUCAGUUUCAAAGAUAAAAACUACGUUUCUGUAGUUCAUCAAGAUCACAAUAUCACAUUAUUGGAAGUAGAAGGAACUAGUUUACAUAUUGAUUCUCAAGAAGCUAAAGAUCAACUCGAAGGAAUUGGUUCAGCUGAAAAAAAUGAAGAAAUUCCAGAAACAAUUGAAUCAAUUAAAGAAGAAGAAAUCGAAUCUAUCAAAGAAGUUGAAGAAGAAGAACCUGUGGAAGAUGAAAUCGAAGAUGAAGAAGCUAAAGAUGUUAAAGAAGAAAAGGAAGAUGAUUUAUUACAGCAGGAAUCAUCGGGGAAAGCGAAAAAAUUAAUGAAUCAGUUUAAUUUUUGUGAACGAGCUACGAUUACUUAUGAAAAUGCUGUUAAGAAUACUGGAACUCAAACCAAACCUCCAACGAGAGCUAAAUUCUCUGAUUAUGCCACUCAGUGGAUUAUUUACGAUUCGUAUCAAGAAGAUUAUGAAAUGCAAGAAAAGGAAAAAGAUCGUGGAAAAAAAGAAAAACCUCAGUCAGCUUCUCAUCGUAAAUUAGAUUUUAGAAGGAAAUCUGUUACAGAAAGAAGCGAUUUUCUUGGACCUAAUUUUGUGAAAAAAGGAUUGAUUUUGGAACGAAUGAUCAAUCAGAACAUGUUUGAUGAUAUUUUACAAGAUUUUCGGUACUACGAAGACCCGUCAGAUGAAUUUCGCAACAGUGAAGGAACUUUACUACCUUUAUGGAAGUUUCAAUUCAACGAAACCAAAAAAUUAUGCGUAACCGAUGUGAAAUGGAAUCCAAAAUAUUUCGACUUAUUCGCUGUAUCAUUCGGUUGCUUCGAUUUUCAAAAACAGUCUUCCAAAGGAUGCUUUUGCUUAUGGUCUUUGAAAAAUCCAUCAUAUCCCGAAUACGUUGUACAUACUGAAAGUGGAAUUAUGACUUUGGAUUUCCAUCCAUCUAGACCAUAUCUAGUAGUAGUUGGUUUGAAUGAUGGUAUAGUUGCCGUAUACGAUUCCAGAUUGCCAACUAAGACUCCGAUAUAUCAAAGCACUCAUGUCGAUAAUAAACAUACUGGUAUAGUUUGGCAGGUAGUUUGGGGAGAAGAUUUAGCUGAGGGUGAAUUAAUGUUUUAUUCGGUUUCAUCUGAUGGAAAUGUGUACAGUUGGAUUCUUAUACAAAAUCAACUUUCACAGACGUUAGUAAUCAGCUUAUCCAUUGGACUUGAUACCAUUUGUUGCAGCGAUAGUCAUGAGAGAAAAUUCAAAGGUUCUGGAACAUGUAUUGCUCUACAUCCUACAGACAGGUCGAUAUUUUUAAUUGGAACUGAGGAGGGUUACAUAUACAAAUGCAGCACAGCUUACCUUUCAAUGUAUUUAUACGCGUAUGAAGCUCAUCAUAUGCCAGUACAUCGCUUAGACUAUAAUAAAUAUUCUCCCGAAAUAUUCGCUUCUUGCAGCGCCGAUUGGAGUAUAAAAAUAUGGGAAGAUAGUCGAAAAGAGCCAUUAUUUGUUUUCGAUACUGUCAGCGCAAUUGGUGAUGUAAAAUGGUCUCCAUAUUCGAGUACUGUGCUCGCUGCUGUCACAUUGGACUGCAAAGCUUAUGUGUUUGAUUUAAAUGUAGACAAAUACAAAGCUAUUUGCGUUCAGACAAUUGCUUCUAAAAAAAUACAUAAAUUAACCAGACUGUCGUUUAAUUGGAAAUUACCUAUUUUAAUCGUAGGCGAUGACAAAGGAACUUCGCAAGUAUUAAAGUUAUCACCUAAUUUGAGAAUAAGACCCAAGAUACCUAAAAAACAACAAGGAAUCGAUCCCCGAGAAUUGGAAGUAUUAAAACUUGAAAAGUUAUUAUCGUUGAUUCGAGAACCGACAGAAUUGUCUAAAACUAACAUUGUUCAAAGUUCGGAUUCCUCUUCACUUUAAUUCAUUUCGUAUUUGAUAACCAUAUUUUUUAUAUGCACUUAGUUUUCGAAUUGAAUCAUCAUAUUGUGCAUAUCAUUUAUCAAUGGAUUUAAUUACAGAUACUCGACACAAUAAAUUAAUGUUAUAAAUUGAUGAAUAUGAUUCA
Messenger RNA from Planococcus citri (citrus mealybug), 2362 nucleotides. Its product is annotated as dynein intermediate chain 2, ciliary. Gene Ontology annotation, biological process: cilium movement; outer dynein arm assembly. Gene Ontology annotation, cellular component: outer dynein arm. Gene Ontology annotation, molecular function: dynein light chain binding; dynein heavy chain binding. The transcript is spliced from 11 exons. The coding region runs from base 55 to 2217 and encodes 720 amino acids. Lineage: Eukaryota; Metazoa; Arthropoda; Insecta; Hemiptera; Pseudococcidae. The record is from RefSeq and is a predicted model, not a curated record.